Messenger RNA from Schistosoma guineensis, 4027 nucleotides. The record is from the annotation of a GenBank genome assembly. NCBI's taxonomy places the organism in Eukaryota, Metazoa, Platyhelminthes, Trematoda, Strigeidida, Schistosomatidae.
GAAGACCGAAAGCGCAUAUUUCGUUUGUUGCGUUACUUCACAUCAUAUUUGUGAUGCUAGUUGUCGUCCUGAAAGAAUAUGACCAUUCUCCACUUAUCUCCAUAAAUCAGUGAAUAGAUAACAAUACAAGUAAGAUUUGUGCGCUAGACUAUAUUUCAUGGACGACACAACCACAUUAAAGAGAUCAGAUCUUGGAUUUUGGCGCGAAAUGCAUUCACUCAUUUGGCUAAAUACCAUUUUGGCCUUAUAGCUGAUGUUUCUUGAUGGUAUUAUUAAGUCCAAUUCUUAACCGCAACAUUCAAGUGUUAAUCCUAAUUUCUCACACUAAUAUAUAACCCUCAUGUACUAGGCCUAGUAAGUACCCAUGGGUAGAUUGCAUGGGAGAUUGCAAUCACCCAAUUUUGGGGAACUUUGAGUAAAUUUUUGGGUUUUCCCUAAAGUCUGAGAAAAUAUAGAAGUCUUACCCAAAGUUUGGAAAAAAAAACUCGAAGGAUUAUAAGAUUUUGGGGAAAUAUUGAGGAAGACUUCGAAUUUCCCCAAACUUAGAUGUUUGGGGGUUGGGUAGGUGGACACGUGAAAGUCAUUUUAGUAUUGUUCAAAGGUCAUCCAUAAAAUAUAGUCUUGCCCAUUUCAAAAGCACCACUUAGAUUUGCGUCGAAAAUUCUGUUUUUGCUUUCAUUUACACCAAGUAAGUUACGCGGUAUUAUCUGCUAUUAGCUUGAAUAUCACCACUAUUCGUAUUUACUCACGUUAUCAAGGAACUAAAUUUUUUUCCAAUGGACUUAGGAAAAACGGUAUGUGCUUUAAAAAAUACCAUUUCACUUUCUGAGGUAAUACAGCCGAAUAAGGGAAAUGAGUUAUACCUCCAUGACAAACCGUAUAGAUGUUCCUUGUGACAUUUAACUCCCACUUGUUAGCUAUAUUGUGAAAAUGUUUACACAAUUUCCUACGAAACUUACCUACUAUAUGAGUUAUAUCAGUUUCUGAGUAUCCAUCGUCGUAAUGAACAUAUCAGUGAUGUUUGGAGUUAUUGUACCUCUUUGAUAUGAAACGUAAAGCCCGGUUACUGUUGUGGAUCAUGCUACAUAGCAUAUGUUUAUUACCGCCAGUGCCUUAGUAGUUGAAAUAGUAACACAACUUGUAUGGGAUCUUUCGUUUUGAUUAGGAGUUCACCAAUCCAUCAUUUUUGCUUUUAUCUUGAUUUGGGUUUAAUUUUAUUUCACAACUAGGUAUGGCCUACAUUCCUCUCAUGUUAUAGCACAUAGUGGUCUUUUGAGUUCAAAAAACAGAAAGGGCUGGGGUUCGUACGUUACUCGAUCUCUAGUUUCAGAAUGGGAGUCCAUGGAUUAUGGGGAAUACUCUCAUCUGUCCAAGAAUACCGCCCCUUAUCCAAAAUUGGCUGCGAUUCUGUUGCUGUCGAUCUCAGUAUAUGGAUUUGUGGAGAUAAGUCAAUUGGACCCUUACCUGCACUACAUUUAAGGAAUUUGUUUUUCCGGUUAGUGGGUCUAUUACGUCAAAAUACCCUGCCUGUCGCAGUUUUGGAUGGUGUCGCUCCGUCACUAAAAUCGGAUGUUAUGGAACAAAGACAACAAAAAUGGACAGGGAAGAUCACAACUCAGAAAUGUACGAAACCAAAUCGUAGUAGAAUACGGUUCUCAAAAAUAUCUCAAGAAUGCAUUCAACUACUUAAUUCAUUUGGCAUUCCAUGGGUCCAGAGUCCUGGAGAAGCGGAAGCUAUGUGUGCAUUCCUUAACUCAAGUAAACUAGUGGACGCUUGUAUCACAAAUGAUGGUGACGCUUUUCUGUAUGGUGCUGAGACAGUUUAUCGUCAUUUCUCUAUGGAUAGUCGGGACUCCAGUGUUUGUGUUUUUCACAUGCAUCGUAUACGCAACGUACUGAAUUUGACGAAAUGUGAUUUAGUUCUACUUGGCAUUUUGUUGGGUUGUGAUUAUUGGGCAAGUGGUGUCUCUCGUUUAGGUCCGGUUGGAGCUUUACGUUUGAUUGCAUCCUUGAAAUCUCCAAAUCUGCAUGUAGAUGAGCAUUUCCUCAUUACAUUUUUGACUUGGUUAACAAGUACUUGUCCACAAAAUUGCGAAGAUUUCAAUCUCAAUCCAUUUGAUCUUCGUGUAUGUCCAAGUGUUAUAAAAAUGUGGCUGCGUGUUGGCGUAGAAUUAAAGAAUUGUCCUUACGAAGAAAUAUUUGCAGAAUUCUUAACUAGUUUUGAAAAUCGUAAUUGGAUCUUACCCAAACAGGAAUCUGUUUCUCAGUGGAAACGACCAGAUCCAAGAAAAGCUGUAUCUUUUUGUCAAAUUCAUUUAAAUUGGGAUCCAGCCUAUACUCUUCAACAUUUUUUACCAGUUAUGGCAUUAUGGGAUUUAAGACAUCCUCAAAUUUAUAAUUCACCUUCAUAUAUCAAGUCGUUAAUUGAUUAUCAAAUUGAUGAUUCUGUUAUUUUGAAACCUUUAAGGAUAGUAAAGAAACGCAUAGUUAAUUAUGUAGACUCUUACGAAGUCGAGUGGGAAAGAUUGGGAUUCGAUAAAUGGUCCGGACAAAAAAAUAUUCUGCAUCCCAAUGAUGAAAAUGUUCAGAAUAUAAAUACUUCUGAUAAUUGCAAUUAUUAUUUUUCUGUACCACAAAUAGAAUUUCGUAGAGCUCAUAGUGAAAUUUGUUCUGUGUUCGAAAAUUCCACGCGUCAAAUUCUAAUUGGGAAGAAAAAAACAAAGUCGAAGUUGUCUAAAAUUGACAAAAAUCAACUUAUGUUAGAUGAAGCAUUCAAGGGUUUAAGUAUAUCAACUAAAAAAGUAAAUAAGAGUGAAUCAGAAAAAGACAAAAGUCCUAAUAUUUUGACUUCGCUUACUAAUCUCAUUAGGCAUCCAGUGUGGGAGUCAGACAAUUCAAGCAUUGAUGAAAAUGAAUAUGUUGAUUACAAUAAUGAUGUAAACAGAAAUCACAAGCAUAUGUUGCCUGAAUCAAUCUUUUCCGAAAUGAAUAUUGGUUAUAAUAGUGAUAUUGAAGCGUACAAUCACACUGACCGCGAAUCGCCACCACCGUCUCUCUCCGCUGUAUGCACAUUUUCAUCUCCAUUGAGUAGUGAAUUGAAAUCUACAUUUUCUAACUUGACCAAACGCUCAUCUUCAUUGUCUAAUUUAUUUAAUAACCCACGUUUACAAUUGCAAACUUCUCUUCUAUCCAAUUCUUUUGUAUCUGAAAGGAAAAUCUCACAUUCCAGUCUUUUGUCACCAUCAAUCUUCUCUAGUUGUUCUUCUUGUUCAACUGACAAAGAAGAUGAUAUAAUUACUGGUCAUAGUGUUUCACGAAUAAUUGAAAAAUUCCGUACACCUAAAACAUUAAAAGAUCGGUUAGGUGUUGUAAAUUAUUUUUAAUGAAUGAAUCGCUCUCACUAAACUAUUUUAUUGAAAUAGUAUUACUUUUUUUAUCCACCUUUUUGCUUUAUUCCAUGCUUGUCUUUAUAUGCAUUACUAUACAACCAGGAAAUUUUGUUAACUUUUUUAAAUGCUUACGAUUUUUUCUUCUCUCUAAAUAGCCUUUCUUGUAUUGUCGUCUUUAUUUUUUUUACCCUGUUGUAAAUACAAUUUAUUGUUUUUUAAAACCUGUUUCUAUGAGAUCUUUUCAAAAUUUAUUUAAAUGAAACAGAUUUUAUUUUCUAUAGAAAUAUGCUGUCAUGAAUGUUGAUGAAAGAAUGCGUCUGUGUUUCUAGUUAUUCGUAUUAUUUUAACUUCGGUCCAUUUUAAGGAAUAAAGCUACUAGAUAAUUACCAUAACACAUAAAUGACACCUUUCUUUGCUUAUCAGGAAAAGGUAUUCACUUAUUCAUCAGAGCUUUGACAAAUUAAACGGUAAAAUUUUAAAGUUUGUAUGGUUCGAGAGUAUCCAUAUUUUCCGGUAUUAGUUUCUCAGCUGCAUAACCAAACUUGUUUUAGAAUCCUCUGGUUACUUAAAAUUGUUUUGAGCUGGAGUAAUGUCUUUCCGGACAAGAGAAAUGUCAUUAAUAAACUGUUUUUUGGACC